This is a messenger RNA of Pogona vitticeps (central bearded dragon), 1516 nucleotides long. RefSeq names its product KIAA1191 ortholog. Gene Ontology annotation, cellular component: cytoplasm. The record is from RefSeq and is a predicted model, not a curated record. NCBI's taxonomy places the organism in Eukaryota, Metazoa, Chordata, Lepidosauria, Squamata, Agamidae.
GAACUCUCGCGAGACUAGCCGUUGAUUUCUACAGCUCCCCCUGCCGGAACCAUUCCAUCGGCGCCGCUGGUCCAGCGAUCUCGGGCCGGCCUGGGUUGUUUUUUUCUUUCUUCCCGGCUUCCAGUGUUGCGCCAUGGCCGCUGCGGAGCUUCGUGGGCCGCGUCUCCUCGCGGCGGGCUUCCUUCGCCUCCUCCUUCCCUCCGAUUCGCGGCCCGGGCGGGCCUGUUAGUCCUCGGGGGAACCCGCGUCGGGGCUGCAGGCGGCCCAAGACAGUUUGUCUGCAUGGAACUUCGCGGGGAUGGUUUGCUAGUUUCAGCCUCAGCAGCCGAAUGGUCCUUCUUUGACAUCUUUCUCUCAUCACACCUUGUGGUAACAUCAGUCCAAUUCUGGAUUUCCAUAUAAGUGAGACAUCUGACGUUGCAGUCAUGACUUCAAGACAAGGAGAUGUUCCUGCUAUUGAGCAUGGCUCUGGAAGCCUUUUAGGAAAGAUGUCCCAGCCAAUUGCAAUGAGCCGUCGGGCAUUCAGUUAUGAUGAUGCUCUGGAGGAUACAGCACCAAUGACUCCUCCUCCUUCAAACAUGUGCUCCAGCAUCCUCUGGAAAGAGCCAGUCAUUCCAGAACGAAAAUAUGAGCAACUUUCCAAGGUUGAGGAAGGGGAGAUUAGCAUGCAUCCAUCUGCCAUAAUUCCCUCAUCUUCCACUGAGUCUGUGAACAAGGUUCCAGUGGUGAAGGCCAAGGCCACCCACAUCAUCAUGAAUUCUCUCAUUACAAAACAAACUCAGGAGAGCAUUCAGCGCUUUGAACAGCAGGCAGGGCUGCGAGAUGCCGGAUACACUCCCCACAAGGGCCUCACAGCAGAGGAGACAAAAUACCAUCGCGUGGCUGAGUCACUCCAUAAUCUGAAGAUGCAAAGUGGAGAGAUGGCAAAGGAAGAGAAACAGGCGUCUUCUACCCAGUCUACUCCAAGCAACACUCCACAUUCUUCUCCCAAGCACACAUACAGGGGCUGGUUUAGUCAGGGAACCUCCAGUUCCAUUACUGGUCCCGAUUUUGCGGCCAUGGAUUCCAGUGGAGAUGGUGAGAAAAUACCAUCUGAAAAAUGGAGCCUCUUUGGACCCAGAACUCUUCAGAGAUCUGCUACAGACACAGGUGGUUUCACCAUCCAAGCCUACAAGGGUGCCCAGAAACCAACCCCAAUGGAAUUAAUGCGUGCCCAGGCCACUAGGAUGACAGAGGAUUCUGCAACUUUUAAGCCCCCCAAGAUGGACAUUCCAGCUAUGGAGGAAAAGAGGCGGUCUCCACGUUCUCACAGUCUCAAACCCCGUGACCUGAAUGUGCUUGCUCCCACAGGAUUCUAGGGACACUUCUGAUUAAAGGGCAGUAAUAUUUGAUAACAAACUAAGUGCUAUUAGGCUUUCCCUCCAUUCCAUUCAAGCUCACUUGACAGGAAGGUAUGUCUUCUAGCACCAAAAUAUACUGGCUGAUGAAACACUGUCUGGGAGAUUUUUUCAGCUGA